This is a messenger RNA of Trichomonas vaginalis G3, 1368 nucleotides long. RefSeq names its product ribonuclease inhibitor domain-containing protein. The coding region runs from base 1 to 1368 and encodes 455 amino acids. The transcript has a single exon. The record is from RefSeq and is a predicted model, not a curated record. Lineage: Eukaryota; Parabasalia; Trichomonadida; Trichomonadidae.
AUGGGUUGCGAUAGCAUUAUUAAAUUGAAUAUCAAAAUAAAUAAGUACAUUGGCAAAAACGCAUUUGCAAAUUGUAAAAAUUUGGAUUCCCUUAAAGUGAGUUGUUCAGAAAUAGGUGAAUCGGCUUUUUCCGGCUGUAAAUCAUUAAAUUAUGUCAUGUUGACUAAUCCAAUCAUAUCUAUAAAUGAUUUUGCUUUCGGAGAAUGUUCAGCAAUAAAAAUUAUAAAGUUUCCAGAUGACUUGGAAUCAAUUGGAGUUAAUGCAUUUAUUUCUUGUACUUCAUUCAAAGAAAUUGUUAUUCCCAACAAAGUGAAAAAAAUCAGCAAAGGUGCCUUCGAAGGCUGCAUUAAUAUUGAGAAUGUUAAUCUCGGAGAAAACCUUAAAACAAUUCAUCCAAGGGCCUUUUAUAAUUGCAUUAACCUGUGGUCAAUUUCAUUUAAUCCAAAUUUGGAAUUGAUUGGGGAAUCAUCCUUCUAUAAUUGCAAUUUAUUGAAUGAAAUAAAACUACAUGAUAAUGUGAAAGCAAUACAUGCAAAUGCUUUUUACAAUUGCACAAGUAUAAUGAAGCUCACUCUGUCAAAAUCAUUAGAAACAAUUGAAAAUUAUUCAUUUUAUAAUUGUCAGAAUAUCAAAAGUUUGAUUUUGCCUGAAAAUAUUAGAUUUAUCGGUUCGUUUUCAUUCUUCAACUGUUUCAGUUUGGAAAAUAUUAGUAUACAUGUCCCAUGGAAUGCAGUGUUUGAGAAUAACUCAUUUACUGGAGUUAAAUCAUUGAAAUCAAUUAUUUUCGGAUCAAAUAACUCCGAAUUUCUUCGAUUUGCUGACAAAGAAUGUCUCAAAGAAGUUUCAUUUAUAUCAGACACAAUGACUACUAUUCCUUCCUUAUAUGAUUUCAAGAACAUACAAAAAAUAGAAGUCAAUAGUACAAAUUCGAUUUCUAUCCCAAAGAAUUUUGUUUGUAGUUCAAAUCUUUUAAUAUAUUUAUAUAAUAACAUCGAUUUGAUUGAUGAUCAUUCAUUCGAUGGCUCACAAAUUGAUAUAUUUGUUUACUGUGGUGUGAAAAUAAUAAAAGGAAACUUCCUUGAUAAGAAAUGCAAAAAAGCCUUAGUCGGGAGAUAUUAUAAGAGUAAUAAUAUCGGAGGAGCUACGGCUGUAAAAGAUGUAGGUCAGCAUUUUUGUACCGCAGAUAUUCCUGAAGCACCUACUCAUUUGCAGAAAAUAUUGAUAAUAUCAAUUAGUUCUGGAAUAGUAGUUAGUUUGAUAAUAGCUAUUAUUAUUAUUAUUUUGAGACAAAAUAAAAUUAAGAAAGAUCAGAGGAAAAUCUUAACCAAACAGCUACUUGAGAAAAAAGUCCUCGAUGACUUUGGGUAA